This is a messenger RNA of Thamnophis elegans (Western terrestrial garter snake), 2443 nucleotides long. It is a transcript of the gene MLYCD, whose product is annotated as malonyl-CoA decarboxylase. Lineage: Eukaryota; Metazoa; Chordata; Lepidosauria; Squamata; Natricidae. The transcript is spliced from 5 exons. Gene Ontology annotation, cellular component: mitochondrial matrix; peroxisomal matrix. Gene Ontology annotation, molecular function: malonyl-CoA decarboxylase activity. Bases 126 to 1691 code for a protein of 521 amino acids. Gene Ontology annotation, biological process: fatty acid biosynthetic process; malonyl-CoA catabolic process; acetyl-CoA biosynthetic process. The record is from RefSeq and is a predicted model, not a curated record.
UUCACACCCUCUUCACACACACACACACACCCCUCCCGCCGCUCCUCCUGCCCGUAUUUCUGCCUCCCGCUUCGCCCGGGGAGCAGAUUCGGAGGGCAGCGCCGGGGAGUAGCGGGGAGGGUAGCAUGCGCCCCUGGAGCCGCUGCCAGGCGACCCCGCGGCAGCUCUUCCGCCUUCUCGCGCGCGCCCCCUCUCCUUCCGGCCGGCCGCGGCCUAGCGCCGUCGCCAUGGCAACCAAAGCCUCCGCUUUCCUGGACGAAGCGCUCUGCCGGGCCGUCCCGCCGCUCCCGCCUUACGAGACCCGGGAGAAGGCGGCGGCGCCGGCCGGGGCGGCGCUGGAGCAGCGGAGCGCCGAGUUCAUGCGCUUCUACCGGUCUCUGGGCGGCGGCGGCGGCGGCGAAGGGUCCCGGGCGGAGCUGCUGAGGCGCCUGGCGGGGGGCUUCGGCGUGGAGCGCGGGCGGGUGGCCGAGGCCAUGGCGCGGGUGCUGCGGCUGCAGGAGGGCGAGCCGGGCCCGCUGCUGCAGGCCGAGGACCGGCUGCGCCACGCGUUGACCCCGCGCUACCGGGGCCUCUUCCAGCACCUGGCGCGGCAGGAGGGCGGCCUGCGCUUCCUGGUGGAGCUGCGCCGGGAUCUGCUGGAGGCGCUGGCCGCACUGGACGCCCCGGGCCCGCACCUCCGGGAAAUGAAUGGAGUACUAAAGAACAUGUUGUCAGAAUGGUUUUCUACUGGAUUCCUAACCUUGGAACGAGUUACGUGGCAGUCUCCCUGUGAGAUUCUUCAGAAGAUUAGCGAUAGCGAAGCUGUGCAUCCUGUUCGAAAUUGGAUGGAUAUGAAGCGCCGUGUUGGGUCCUACAGAAGGUGUUACUAUUUUGCCCACUGUGCAAUACCCGGAGAACCCCUGAUUGUUUUGCACGUCGCACUGACUGAUGAAAUAUCCAGUAACAUCCAGGAUAUAGUAAAAGAGCCUCCCUUGCAGGAAGUAGAAGAUUUGGACAGAAUUACCACUGCAAUUUUCUACUCCAUCAGUUUGACUCAGCAGGGCCUGCAGGGCGUGGAGCUUGGCACGUAUCUCAUCAAGCGAGUGGUCAAAGAGCUGCAGCUGUACCCAAAAAUCUGUCUUUUUGUUUUGUUUCGGAACAAACUUGAAAAUCCGCAGGAUGAAUUUCCUCAAAUCAAAGCUUUCUCCACCUUGUCUCCCAUCCCGGGGUUCACCAAAUGGCUGAUUGGUCUGCUGUGCUCACAAUCCAACGAACUGGGCCGGGGAAACCCUUUCACGGAUCUGGAGAUGCAAGAAAUUUCGGAGAUCACGGGAGACCCCGCGGCUGAGAAACUGAAGCGCCUUUUCACAAACAACGGGUGGGUGAAGUCUGAAAAGCUGGCUCGGGUCUUACAGCAGCCCCUCCUGAGGCUUUGCGCCUGGUACCUCUACGGAGAGAAGCACCGCGGCUACGCGCUCAACCCGGUGGCCAAUUUCCACUUACAGAACGGGGCGGUGCUGUGGCGCCUGAACUGGAUGGCCGACGCCAGUCCCCGUGGCUUGACGGCCUCUUGCGGCAUGAUGGCCAACUACCGCUACUUCUUGGAGGACACGACGGCCAACAGCGCCACCUACCUUGGAACGAAGCAAAUCAAAGCCUCCGAGCAGCUUCUGUCCUUGGUCUCCCAGUUUCAGCAGAAUAGCAAACUUUAAAAUAAUCCCGGCGAGCCAAGGCUGUUCUGGCUAAACGGGAAUCUCGACUCGGUCCCACUCAAGGGAGAAGCGGGCUGCUGGUGAACCAGUAAGUUCUCUUCCGGAUCUCAUCAGGAUCUGCAGUUGGGUUGUCCUGGCCUCUCUCUGCCUGAUGUCGCCAGAGAAGAAGACCGCACGGUUUCUGGUGGUGCUUCCAGCAGGCUGAAUCUCAGGCUUUGCUCGACCUCCUCCCCUUAGAUAAGUGGUGGCAAUUUGUUGGUGGUUUCUGUGAAGGGCUUGUUGUCCCUUCUUCUCAGUCGAUCGAUAGUCUUGUUUCAUCUGCAUCUUUGACAGCACUAUUGAACCACCGAGCACUCUUGGACAUUAAAGGGAUCAAUAUCAGAGGGAGAAACAAGGAAGGCAUUUUCAUCCAACUGGGAAAACAAAACAGCAUGUUCUUAACACUUUUUCAAGAACUUGCUUGUUUUUUCCCCCCUCUGCUGUGCUGAAUUUUUGAUUCAGGUCACCUAAAUGGUGUAGGGUCUCCUGCUUGAGCUGGGGGCUGGAUUAGAUGACCUCCAAGGCCCCUUCCAACUCUGUUAUUCUAUUAUAUUCCAUCUCAAGGGUUUUGGGGGCAACAUCCGCCUGGAAAUGAAGCAUUUUGCUGCUAUGAAAUGGUUUACAAACAAUAACAAUUCAGCCAUACGUGAUUUGUUGCAGAAGUUUCAGAAACAAUAGUAUUUGAAAAAUGUAUCGAAUUAAGGAAACAAGAA